GGCGGGGCGGCCAUGGCGCUGCGCUGUGCGCUGCGCGUCGAGCUCGCGCUCCUGGCCGCCGCCUUCCUGUGCGGGGCGGUGGUGGCCGCGGCGCUGACCCGCACCCAGGGCUCCUUCCAGGGCAGCUGCCCCCUGUACGGCGUGGCCGCCCUCAACGGCUCCGCCCUGGCCCUGGCCCGGCCCUCGGCCCCGUCUCUCUGCUACUUCGUGUCCGGAGCCUCGGGCUUCCUGGCGCUCUACUGCCUGCUGCUCCUGCUCUUCUGGGGCUACAGCAGCUGCAUCGAGGACUCCAGCAGGGGCCCCGUAGGGCUGCGCAUUGCACUGGCCGUCUCGGCCGCGGCGGUCUUCCUGGUCUUGGUGUCGGCCUGCGUCCUCCGCUUCGGCACCCACGCGCUCUGCAGCUCCAUCAUCUCCCUGAACAGAACCGCCAGUUGCUCUGAGGCCCAGAAAGUUCCAUGGACACCCCCUGGAACCGCCCUGCAGUUUUACACCAACCUAUACAAUGCUGAAACCUCGUCCUGGGUGAACCUGGCGCUGUGGAGUGCAGUCUUGCUGCUCCAGGUCGCACAGUGCAAAUGCAGAGCGCUGCCUUACCAGUCCCUGGAGAGGGGCGACCCCGAGUGGAGCUCCGAGGCCGACGCGCUGGUCAGGCCUCGCUGA
Ochotona princeps (American pika) is the source of this 660-nucleotide messenger RNA. RefSeq names its product transmembrane protein 179B (gene TMEM179B). Lineage: Eukaryota; Metazoa; Chordata; Mammalia; Lagomorpha; Ochotonidae. The record is from RefSeq and is a predicted model, not a curated record. The transcript is spliced from 5 exons. Bases 13 to 660 code for a protein of 215 amino acids.